AUGCAAUCGUGGCCCUGGCGCAUGCCAGCGCCCCGUCUCGACCGUGGAGCCAGAAUAAUUAAUUUGUAUCGGCGCGUGCCCAUGUUGCAAUCAAUCGAGCGUGAUCCGGGCAAUGUAAGUCAUCAAUUUGCUGAUAAAGGCCGCGUCAAACGCGCGGACGUGCUCGUUGCGCGCAACACUCGAAAAAUAGCUCAAAAAAUAUAUAAAGAAAAUGUCGUAGGAGGAGUCAAUUAUGAUCCAGAUAUAGGUAUGUAUGACCAGAGCGGCGUAAACACUGCUUCGGAAAACCCACACGAGUUUAUUGUGACGAAUACAGGCAGAAUGCCCAAAGGUUGCUACGAUGACGCGCCCGCG
Messenger RNA from Brenthis ino (lesser marbled fritillary), 354 nucleotides. The record is from the annotation of a GenBank genome assembly. Lineage: Eukaryota; Metazoa; Arthropoda; Insecta; Lepidoptera; Nymphalidae.